Molecule: messenger RNA, 947 nt
Organism: Paramecium sonneborni
Lineage: Eukaryota; Ciliophora; Oligohymenophorea; Peniculida; Parameciidae
Source: the annotation of a GenBank genome assembly
AUGAAAUUAUCUCCUAUAUGUUAAACUCUCAUCCACUCUAAAUCUAACCCAUUAUCUCCUAUUGUACAAAACAUUAAAAAGAACAGUCUACUUAACAAUGAAAAUGAAAAAAAAGACCUCAAGUAAAUUACUUUGUUAAUGUUUUUAGCUAUCAGUUAGAACUAAGAAUCAAUUAAUUAGUUGAGGAGAACAAAAAGGUUAAUCUCUAAUUGAACGAUAAAAUUAAAGAAAAUGAAUUGUUAAGAUCCUAAAUCAUGGAAUAAGAAAUUGAAAUCAAUAAAUUAAAAGGUAUAGAACAUGAACUUAUAUUGGUUAAAGAAAUAUCUGAUAUUCGAUUUUAAGAUGUAAUAUAUCAUCAAUAAAUUAGUAUGAUAUAUCCAAAUAAUAAGCAGAACAAUUAAAUCAAGAAUUAACAGCCUUAUAAUAGGUAUUCUAAGAUUCUUCAACAAAGCUCAAAUUAUAAACAGAAGAAAUAUAAUAAUGGAAAAUUAGAUAUGCUGAAUUAGAUUCUGCAAGGCAAUAAUAAUUAAAAGGUAGAAAUAUUUAAUCAACUUCUAGAGCUGAAAUAAUAACUUCAUAAAUAAUAGGAUGAAGAUGAGCAAUAAUCAAAUUUUCUAUAAACUAUUACAGAAAUGGAAAGAACUAUCUAUUCUUUAUAAGAUUAAUUAAAAUAGAAGGAAGAGUCUUUAAAAUUAGCUAAUGAAGAUAUUAAUUCAUGGAAGAUUAAAUAUUCAAAGGCUUAAGUCUAAUCAAAAUAAGUUGCUAACGACAAGGAAAAGGAUUAAAAAAUUUAGAUGUUAAUAGAUGAAAUUGAACGAUUAAAUGAUUUAUUAGGUUAAAGAAAUGAUGAAAUUUAUACACUCAAAAGAUUGGCUGAAAAAACUGCUUAGCUAAUUUCCAUUAGUUAAAGAGCUUAAAGAUCAGCUAGUGGUCAAAAAUAUAAAUGA